AUGUACAAACGCGCACGCAGUAAUCCCACUCAAAUCGAAACUGUGUGGAAGCGAAGGAUCAAGAUUGACAAGGAUCAAACGCUUCUCAUCUGUAAUUAUCUGACGAACAACAAGUACGGAGAGAAUCAAAGCUCUAAAAUUUCAAAAAGAAGGACACAAAAGAAGAAAAUUUCCCGUGUGGAUGAUGAUGAAACCGAUAGUGGGAGUACGACUGGAAAGAGUGGUGAUUCGUAUGAAAAUACAAAAUUUGUAGAAUAUAUGAAUCAUUUUACUUCCCAAUGGCAAAUAUCACCCGAAGAAUUACAAACCUUGCAAGAACAUAUUGAGCAGGAACAAACGUUAAUGAAACGCAAGAAGUUUUUACUCGAGAAUCAGGCCAUCCAUGAAAUUGAGAAGGAAAAGGAACGCCAACAACUCUCUCAGACCAUUCAAUCUGCUCGGAAGACGAUGGAUGUUCUUUCCAAAAUGUUGUUGUCCGAACCAACCGUUAAAUCUGUACCUUCUUCAUCAUCAGCAACAAUAGCACCAACAACAUCAUCAUCGGCAUCUACAAAUGCUCAACCACCACCUUCCAUCCACGAACAAAAGCCUUCCACUACCAUGAUGGUCAUGACAAGUGGCGGUGGAUUGUCAUUAUCCUCUUCGGAAGUUGUGGCUACUACUACUCUCGCUCCUCCUUCUAAACCUCCCACUUCAACCACACCGACCACAACAACCGCAGCCUCCACCACCACUACCGCAGCAGCAUCACCAUCCACUUCUGCUCUUCACUCUUCAUCCAAUUAUCAUCAACAUUCCAUCAUGUCUCAUGGGGAUCAUCAUUUGUUGAUGCCUAGUGCAAAUUCACUGCCUCCUUUUCCAGCCAUGUCUUCCGGUUCUGCCAUGUCAUCGUCGUCGAGUUCAAGUCACAUGUCCAAUCCUAUUACGACUAAUCUUACUCCAAAUCUAUCGGAACAACCUUCAUCAACACCGUAUUAUCCUACACCUCCUAGUUUACCUCCCUCUUCUGCCAUGAUGACUCCUCCAAUGCAACAUCGACAACCCUAUCCUAAUAAUCCACCACCACAUCAUAAUCCUCCACCGAUGCGAUUCCCUCCUCCACAACAACAUUUAUAUCCACCUCCACCUCAUCAUUAUCAUCCACAUCCUCCUGUAUUUCCACCUCCACCAGGAAUGGGUGGACCUCCGUUUUAUAUGCCUGGAAAUGCACCAAAUACACAACAACGACGAAAGAGGUAG
Messenger RNA from Naegleria fowleri, 1239 nucleotides. RefSeq lists its product as uncharacterized. NCBI's taxonomy places the organism in Eukaryota, Heterolobosea, Eutetramitea, Acrasida, Naegleriidae. The record is from RefSeq and is a predicted model, not a curated record. Bases 1 to 1239 code for a protein of 412 amino acids. The transcript has a single exon.